Molecule: messenger RNA, 1806 nt
Organism: Hirsutella rhossiliensis
Lineage: Eukaryota; Fungi; Ascomycota; Sordariomycetes; Hypocreales; Ophiocordycipitaceae
Product: PHD-finger domain-containing protein
Exons: 3
Coding region: 1-1806 (601 amino acids)
Source: RefSeq, a predicted model, not a curated record
AUGUCUGAGCCCGAGCAGUGCAUCAUAUGUCUUGAGCCCUUGCCGCGCCCCUCGUCCCUCAACGGGUCGGCGCCCGACGAGGCGGUAUCCUCGACUGCUGAUGACCAUGGUCCUGCCGACGAUGCCGGCCAUCUCGACGUCGUGGCCGCUCUGGACGGCUGCGAGCACAUCAACCACGAUGCUUGCAUCCGCUCAUGGGCCCAGAAAACAAACACGUGCCCCAUCUGCCGCAUCCCCUUCCAUACCGUGAGAGUCUACAACGGCGUCGAUGGCACUGCCAUCUCCACAUACGACGUCCAAGACCGAAAGCAGGUUGCCGAGUUCGAUGCCCAGCAGUGGCUGGCCCAGAACCCAGAUCCCGAGGACGACGAAUCCAGUCUCCCAUGCCCUGUAUGCAACUCUGCAGAACAUGAGGACGUCCUGCUUCUCUGCGACGGCUGCGAGGCGGCCUAUCAUACCCAUUGUGUCGGAAUGGACUAUGUCCCCCAGGGGGACUGGUACUGCAUGGAGUGCGUCCAUCUCUUCGAGUUUACGGACGCUCCUGGCGCGUCGGACGCUGGGACACGGUCGCCCCGGCCACAAACCGUACGCCGGCCAAACUCCCGAGACGUUCGGGGGUACCACGUCAGGACCCGCGCACGGCUCAGGACGGUGCGCCGACAGGCCCGAAACGCCGAAUGGCAGGGCGCCUGGGGCCAGUUUUCAGGCCGCUUCUUCGAAAUGAGCGACCUGGAUCUCGACAACCACGAUGACGACGAGGAUCUCGAGCAGUAUCGCCUCUUUCAGCAACAUGACCAGCGAGAGCUACAACGGUGGCAGCAGCGCGUCAAUAUUGCACACCGCCUCGGGGCCCGCGCUGAAUUUGCCAACAGCAUCCCGCCACAGAUUAGCGAGCGCCUUCAGCCUCCGCCUCAGCCUGUCGAGGAGACGAGAGAGGAGCGGCGUGCGUGGGGCGCAUUCGAUCGUGCACGCGAGGCGGAUUCGCGCAACGGCAGCGGCGGGCCUCGCAAGCGGAGAAACCGCUCCGUCACCGCAUCGCCCUCGGAGCCUGUCCCGGAGCCGGAGAGGAAGCUCAAGCGCCCUCGAACUCGACGGCUCCCUAACCAGGUGCGGCCAGCAAAUGGGCUCUCCUCGAGAAACGGUCUCGGCCGGGUCGAAAACGAGCCGCCGUUGGUAUCGUCGCUGCUUAAGGAGCUCGAACCCAAUGCUCCAUCCGAAGACGAGACUCCCGUAUUGGUCACGAACCGACGGUCGCAGCCUGAAGCGUCUUCUCCGGCCAUAUCUCCCUCGCCCUCGAACCACAGUAGCCCUCGGGCUCUCUCUCUGACUCCCCCACCUUUGCCACGCACCAACGGUCGGGAGGCAUCUCCCACCCUGUCCUUGAGCACGCAUAUCGAGCCGAGGUACCCGCCGGCAAACUACUCACCAAACCGAGCCACGAGCGACCACAGCGACUCUGAGACGCGGCGGGGCAGAGCCGAAGUUCGUCCCCUGGAGUUGCGUCAACCUCGACCCCGACGGCCGCGGCCAACGCAGUCGCGUGCGGAAGAGAUGUCGCCGACCCGGCUAGCCAUGACGCAUGAAGAAAAGAAGAGCAUCAAUGCCAUCGUCAAAGGCGCUUUGAGGCCGCAUUGGCGAGCCCAGAAGCUGACGACGGAACAAUACGAAGCAAUCAAUCGGGCGAUUUCGCGGAAGCUUUACGACGAAGUGAAGGAUGCGUCCGCGCUCGACGAAGAGACUCGCCAAUCAUGGGAGAAGCGAGCCACCCAGGAGGUGGCUGAAGCGGUCGCGGAGCUUCGGAUUUGA